Molecule: messenger RNA, 3266 nt
Organism: Bombyx mandarina (wild silkworm)
Lineage: Eukaryota; Metazoa; Arthropoda; Insecta; Lepidoptera; Bombycidae
Gene: Cpr
Product: Cytochrome P450 reductase
Biological process (GO): response to hormone
Cellular component (GO): cytosol
Molecular function (GO): FMN binding; NADPH-hemoprotein reductase activity; flavin adenine dinucleotide binding
Source: RefSeq, a predicted model, not a curated record
AUGUCAGAAAAUGCACAAGACUUACUGAAAGAUGCAGCUGCCGGUGCCGCCGCUGCAGCCGCUGCUGGUGGAUCACUAUUCAGCACAUUUGACAUAAUUGUGUUGGCAUUGUUGUUGGGAGGUACUAUAUGGUGGUUUUACAAUUCAAAAAAAGAAAGCAAGCGGGACAAAAUACUUCUGGAAAAAUACUCAAUUCAAGCAGCAGGAUCUAUACAAGUCACAGAAAACUCUUUUAUAACAAAAUUAAAGACUUCGGGAAGGAGUUUAGUAGUGUUCUAUGGAUCUCAGACGGGUACUGCGGAAGAAUUCGCUGGUCGACUUGCCAAAGAAGGCAUGCGUUAUAAAAUGAAGGGUAUGGUGGCUGAUCCAGAAGAAUGUGAUAUGGAAGAACUCACAAAGCUACAAGAAAUUGAAAACUCCCUGGCUGUUUUCUGUAUGGCAACAUACGGUGAGGGAGACCCCACAGAUAAUUCAAUGGAAUUUUAUGAAUGGUUAAAAAAUCAAGAUCCAGAUCUGACUGGCCUAAAUUACGCAGUAUUUGGGCUUGGUAAUAAAACAUAUGAGCAUUAUAAUGCAGUGGCCAUUUAUUUAGAUAAAAGAUUAGAAGAACUUGGAGCUACACGAGUAUAUGAAUUGGGAAUGGGUGAUGAUGAUGCUAAUAUUGAAGAUGACUUCAUUACGUGGAAAGAUAAAUUUUGGCCAGCGGUAUGUGAGAAAUACAACAUUGAAAGUGCAGGAGAAGAAGAACUCACGAGACAGUUCCGUCACGUGCUCCAUCCACCUGAUGAAAUUUCUCCUAACAGUGUGUUCACUGGUGAAAUUGCUAAGCUACACUCGCUACAAGUUCAAAGACCACCAUAUGAUUCUAAAAAUCCAUUCUUGGCACAGAUUACUGUCAAUAGAGAACUACAUCGUGGUGGUGACAGAUCAUGUUUGCAUGUAGAAUUAGACAUAUCUGAUUCUAAAAUGCGAUAUGAAGCUGGUGAUCAUGUAGCUGUGUAUCCUAUCAACGAUAUGGAUUUAGUAGAGCGCUUGGGACAACUGACAAAUGCCAAUCUCGAUGAAAUAUUUUCGCUUAUCAACACUGACCAGGAAAGCAGCAAGAAACAUCCAUUCCCUUGUCCAACAUCUUACAGAACUGCCCUCUCGCAUUACGUAGAAAUUACAGCAUUACCGCGUACCCACAUCCUCCGAGAGUUGGUUGAAUAUUGUUCUAAUGAAGAAGAUAAGAAGAAGCUGCUUCUGAUGGCCACAAACACUCAAGAGGGAAAAUCUCUGUAUCAGUCGUUUGUAGUUGAUGCUUGUAGAAAUAUUGUGCACAUAUUGGAAGACCUACCUUCAUGUAAACCUCCCUUGGAUCAUAUCUGUGAACUUUUGCCCCGGUUACAACCAAGAUACUAUUCGAUUUCUUCUAGUCCUAAGCUUCAUCCAGAGACGGUCCACAUUACCGCGGUCGUCGUCAAGUACAAGACUCCGACCGGACGAAUCAACAAAGGUGUCGCUACGACGUGGCUUGCUCAACAUAAACCCGAGCCGGGGAAACCGUUGCCUCGUGUCCCGGUUUAUAUAAGGAAAUCUCAGUUCAGGCUUCCAAUGCAGACCCAAACACCAAUAAUAAUGGUGGGACCGGGGACUGGAUUGGCGCCCUUCCGAGGUUUUCUUCAAGACCGCGCAUUCGUCCGCGCCAGUGGGAAAGAAGUGGGCGAGAACAUCCUUUACUUUGGAUGCAGACAUCGUGAUGAGGAUUACAUCUACCAAGAGGAACUAGAGGAAUACGAAAAGAACGGUGACGUAAAACUGAAUUUAGCAUUUUCACGCGACCAAGCGAACAAAGUUUACGUUACACAUUUACUCGAAAAUAAUAUGGACGAACUAUGGGAUGUUAUCGGAAAUAGGAAUGGAAAUUUCUACAUUUGCGGUGACGCGAAAAACAUGGCUGUGGACGUAAGGAACAUUGUGUUGAAAGCUAUAAAAGAGAAAGGCGGCCGCACAGAGACGGAGGCCGUGCAGUUCCUCAAGAAGUUAGAAUCCGUCAAGAAAUAUUCUUCGGACGUUUGGAGUUAAACUCCUGCACCGAGAAUGUUCACUCGAAGAAACUUCCUGUUCUAUAAGAAUGAAAUGCUAACAAAGUUUAUAAAGAUAGGCCUUAACGAUUGUGAUGCGAAACUCGUAAACUAUUUUUUACAAGAGAACAGUGAAUUUCAGAAAUUACUAAAACUAAAUAUUGUAAUAGAGUAAAAUGUUCAGCAAAGUUAAAUCUGAUAAACAAUUAGUUCGGUGGUUUGCGAUAGGUAAUUCCGGACACAAAUAUGUCGAUGUACCUUAAAUCAGUAAGAAAAGCAUUAGAAAGUCAUGAAAUAAAAUGUUCUAACAACAUGUACGUAUGGUACAUGAGUGUAGUAAAUUAAUUAUUAUAUACGGGCUUGCUGGUUGUGAGACCGGGAAAAUGAAUGGUUUGGAUGGAUUUUUUUUUAAAUUAUUAUUGGCAUUGUUGUCAACUGUAGUGUUUACAUGACAAUUCGACUAAUUCAGAUCUACGUAGUUCUUGCAAAAUAUUAUGUUGUUGUUCAAAUAACAGCUUCAACAAAUUUGUAAUUUGGUAUAAUUAUAGAAAGAACAAAAACCGCAUAGUGAGGCAAAUUGCAAAUUAAAUCUCAUUUAAUCAUUAUUUAAUUCGUAUAGCUAGCGUAAGAUUUACUUUCAAUAUAUUUAUUAAUGUGAUGAUAUAGUUAUGAAUGGAUAAGUAGCUCAUUUUUAUUGGCCAAAUAAUAACUAUUAUAUUAUUUUAAUACGAAAUGAAGACAUCAUUAAAUCUUGAAAAUGCUGGGCCCGCUCUAGGCUAAAAAAUAGGUUUGAAAAUGUACAUUAAUGAUUCCAAAUUGACCUAAUAAUACAAUUUAAAAAUAUAGUUUGUACAAUUUUCAAUCUGUAAAUAAUUGCCUAUUAACAAAUCCAGUGAAUAAUAUCUAUUCAAAAUUAUUGGGUGUAUCAGAUUUUAAACGUAAAACGAAAAUUGACUUUUAUACUGUUGUUAAUGUUAAUUGUUAUUUUAAAUACGUUUUUAUAUUUAUACAUACAGGGUCUGGUCAAUAAAUAAACUAUUGAAAUAAUAAUAUAAUAAUAUAUGGUACAUUUAAUUUCAAGAAGGCUGUCGUAAAAAUACUACAUAAAAUGUUACAUUUUUAUUUGUGUAAGUGGACAUGGGACAUAAGUAUACGUACUUUUAUAACAAUUACGAAUUUAUAAUAAAAAUUGAUAAACCCUAA